Synchiropus splendidus (mandarinfish) is the source of this 4457-nucleotide messenger RNA. It is a transcript of the gene fancb, whose product is annotated as FA complementation group B. The coding region runs from base 519 to 2957 and encodes 812 amino acids. The record is from RefSeq and is a predicted model, not a curated record. Gene Ontology annotation, biological process: replication-born double-strand break repair via sister chromatid exchange; interstrand cross-link repair; positive regulation of double-strand break repair via homologous recombination. Gene Ontology annotation, cellular component: Fanconi anaemia nuclear complex. NCBI's taxonomy places the organism in Eukaryota, Metazoa, Chordata, Actinopteri, Syngnathiformes, Callionymidae. The transcript has 8 exons.
GAACCUCCGCCUCGUCUCCUCGAUCUUCCUCCCCAUGUCCUGCCAUGAAAGUCGCACACAUGAGAAGAGGAGGACACGGCGAGGCGCCCGCGCGCUAGCCUGACAUUACCAGCUCUCCGUUGUGCAGCUCGAGUUCAGCCAUGCUCGAGCGUCGCCGGGUUUCCUUCUUCUCCAACUGCCAGUUCCUCGUUGAGCUACGCGCAGCUACGAUGAAUCACGGCAGUGUGCGGACUUGACGUCCUGCCAUUUUGGCUCACGACCUGACCACGCCUCUCGGUUGUGAGUGCUAACGACAGGAAAUAUGAGGAGACGGACUCAGGGGGAGUGAGAGGCGCUGUUCAGAGUGGCAACGCCGGGCAGGCGAGGUUUGGAAGCUAAUCACUUUAGCUUGAAAUCGCUUGUUGACAUGUCCGACUCCCACAAUGCAGCGCGGCGCUGACGUCACGCCGGCGCGCUGAGGCGGUUCAGAGCGGAAGUUUUGAAAAGCGGCCGUGUAAACAGCGUGUUCGCGCCGGGUUAUGGACGCCACGGCUUCCCAGCUGCUUCAGCCUCACUUCGUGGCUAUAGACGGGCGCGUCGCUCGCGUCACCUGCCGGCGGGCGGCUAGAAAACAUCAGGUUUCGUGUCGCACGUUUUGGUUUGACGCGGACUCGAGGGCGUUUGUGGAGUCUCCAGCCGCGGAGGGAGUCAGAGAAGCAGCCGGCGGCGAGGUCCUCAGGUGUCAGCGCGCGUUCGACGAGGCGAGCAGGUGCAGUUCGGCUUGUGUUUUGUUGGAGAGUAAGCGAAAGAAAGGAGACGGUUUCCGCUACUGUCUCCUCCUAGCAAACACGUCAAACCACCUGCGAGCUAGUUUGGGCUUCACUCUGCCGUAUCAGAUAGACAGAAACGUGCGUGUGCUCCAGGGGCCGACUGUCGUCUGGGCUCGUGAUGGACGUGUGUUUCAUGUUCAAGCAGGAGAGGUGUGCCAGGCACCUGCGCCCCUAUCGAACAUCACCGUCGGACUACUGCCCGUCCAGAGAGGGCAAAUAUUUAUACUGGGCCAGCAGGACCAGCCGGAUGACUUCCCCACUGCUCCCUUGGUCGGCUCUUUUCUGAAGGAUGGACAGACCUUUGAUGGAACUCAGAUCCUGCCUCAGCCGUACCUGAGUCUCACCACGUGUCUCCUGGUUCUGUCAGCGGACCGUGGUGACGGUGGUGUGCUGCGCUCCACUGCCGUCGUAGCAACUUCCAACCAGCAGCUUGUUUAUUUGGAAAGUGGCGUGGUCCAAGACACGUGCAGGCUUCCCUUUGAGCAGCCGGAAGGUCUCGCCGAGGUGCACACGGGAAGAAACGGCCUCCUCAUCGUGGUGUCAUUCCAUCAUGGCAAUGUUUGCGCCCUGUGGAAGGAAACCUUCCAGGUGGCUGCCCAGUGGUCGGGUGUCGCCUCAGUUCACGUCGACGACUUCCUCAGGUGCGGAACGGAGCAGCUGCUUCUGCUUUUUAAAGAUGGCAGUUCAGAGGGAAGCUCGCUGGACAGUUUCCUCAUCACUGACCUCUGUGGCCUUUCCUUCUCUCAGGGUCCGGACCAGGAAGAAGGCAAGCCUCCUCUCCCGACUGCUGAGAACUAUUGUCUCACACUUCGAGCUCUGGAGUCCAGACUGCAGAGCGGAGUGACCCGGCUGGAGGAGCUUCAGAGGGAUGUGAGAGUGAAGGAGCGUGUGCUGCAGCAGUCGGUGCGAGCCCUGGUGGAUGCUGCCGCUCAGAGGGAGCCCACUCUGACGCCACACCAACAGGAAGGUCUGGUUCCACUGUGGGACAGUGAUGAUGAGUCGAUGGAUGAGUCGUCGCUGGAGGUGACGGAAGACGUGCCAGGGGAGGCGGCGAAACCCCGCGUUGACAAGCUCUGGCAUCGGGUCCACCAGGACCGAUUGGUGGUGGGAGUGAUACUCUCUGCUGACACGCCGCUGGCUGCGGUGACUUUAUCCGUCGUGACGGCGACAGAAGCCAGUUUUGCACCUGCUGUCAUCCACACCCAAGUGUUCAGGCUCCCCCCCGACGCCCCCCCGCCACCAGCCCCCGCCUGCCAGCCGCCGGCCAAGAGAAGCAAGCGGCAGGCCUCGGACGCAGUGGAGGAUCUCCGCAGCGACAGAGUGGCUGUGACUGCUGUCACCAGCGUCGCACCUCUGCUCACCUCUGACUCCGUCAAGUGCCGCGUCAUGCUCCAUUACGUCCAGGGACCCAAGGCUGCCGCCCUCCCGAACAACCCGACGCCAGUCGUCCUUCCAUGUGGCCUGAUUCUUCUGGACGUCAGGCAAAGUUCCACCAUGCGACUCCCGGACGACAGAACCGAUGGUGCUCUAGAGGAUCUUCUGAGUCUGCUGUCCGUCCUGGACCACUGGAUCUUCCGUGUAGACUCCCCCGGGCACAGUCUCGGGGAUGUGGACGGCUGGAUGGAGAAGCGCUUGGCUUGUAGGAGAUCAGAAGUCAACCCCGAGUAUCUGAUCAAGUCUUCAGAAGCUCCAGCUGCCGUGCUGCUGCAGUGGCAGCAACCAACUCCUUUCACGGGGGAGCUCACCGUCCACGGCAGCCACUUGCAGAUGCUCCAGUUCCUCCACUCCUUCCUGCCCUUCCUUCCGGACGCCUGCUCCGUGCGGCUCCUCAACAGAUCAAGAGUCCAGCAGUCUGCUGCCAAACUUCCCGCUGCGCUGCAGGACGAGCUGCUGACAGUCCUGGAGUUUCUGUCUCUGCUGCAACCUCAACAGCAGGGAGACAAGCCUCCUGCAGACCAGGGGGACCCUGACCCUGGGUCGGAGGAGGGGCUCCGGAGGUGCAGAGAGGCCUGGCAGCAGGAGGCGCUGAGGAGUCGGGCCUGCUUGAGCCCCCUGUUGGAUGUGGAGAGGUAUCACACGCUCACACAGAGGUUGACCGUUGCCCAGCUGGAGACAGAUUUAGCUGCUCUGGUGGCGACGCAGGAUUAGAAAUGGCUCCGAAAUCUGUUCGCACUUCCGUCAUGAAAACAGCAGCUACAAAUAAGUCAAAGUCAACUUUCUGUUCACGUUUCUCGUCCGUGUUUCGUUCAUUAAAAACAUGGCUUCUUACGCAGCGUCUCGGCUUUCAUCUUUGAUAAGGUCACUAACUUGUGUGUGAGCAACACAAGUCCAAAAAGGCUGAUGAGGAACACGUGAUUCGGUUUUGGGGCAGAUCUGUUGGUGUUUUGGAUUUACGAACCGUUCAUUCAUUCUCACUUGCGGUCACCUGACCAGCUCCCGUUAAAAGACGAGCACAGGCCGGAAAUCCUGGCUUCAUCAACACAACAUGCAGCGGACUUUCACGAGUCUGUUGUGUCAAAUGUGAAGUUGCAUGUUGAAAGUUUUCUGAUUUAUCCAACGCUGUGAGUCUGGACAGAGAUCCUCCACAUUACUGCCUCCUGAUGGUGGGUUGAGCUUGUUGCGCUCUGGAUAUAUUUGACACAAAUAAUAUAGAUAAAUACAUGUGGGGUGUCAAAGUCACAAACUGCAUUGGUUCCCUCUUAACUUUUGGUCUUUUAUUUUGUUAUUUUUAGGAGCUAAUGUUGGUAUCUACUCAUGCUGUUGAAGCUUUUUUGAAGUGCUACAUUUAUUCAAGCUUUUUAUUUAUUUUUUAAAAACAUCUCUUGAUCUGUUUUCCUCAUGAUACUUUUUGCACACGUCUCUCCCUUUGUCCAGUUGUUCCUCUGUUCUGAGUAACAGUUUCGGGUGUCGCUUUAGACUGGGGAGCUCAACCACAAAAAAUAAAAGUGCUUGGUUUUCUAGGGUUACUAAUCAGUAAUUAUGCUCUUUGCUGACUAUUCCAGGGUAAUAAACAGUCAGGCCUAGAUGUUGAUCAGUACUUGAUAAUGAAAAAUAACUGGGUCAUAUGCUGGUGACACACGUGAAUAGGCACUUCACUUGUAAGAAUAUAGUGUGACCCAUCUUGAAAAAUCCAUUAAUGAAGUUGCAUUUAGUGGUAAGUCGAGGGGGCAGCUGCUGGAGUGAAGCGCCCCAGACUUCAGCUCUCAAGGUGUAUGGGUGUGGAGGAGCUGAGGUUCUCCUGCUAGUCUCUCCUGGAUGUCUGAGCUUCUUUCUCUCGGACAGUCUAGACAGAGAAACUCCAGAGCUGGUGACCCAGGUGAGAGGAGAAACCCACCAGUCCGUGGAGAGCUGUUUCUUCUGGCUCAGCUCCUUCUCCACCUCCUGACUGAUGAUGCUCACUUCUGAUCAUAAGCCUCAUGACUGAGAGUGACUUGCUUCCCUGCAGCUGUGUUUCCAGGCAUCAGAACCGUCAACAGGAGGCGCAGUCUGGUGCAGGUCAGUCUCUGACAGAUGCGCUGGUGAGUCCUCUGGGCCACACAUCUGGCCGGCGUCUUCCUCUGAAAGCUUUUCGGGAUACUCUCCUCACGCUCGGUUUGUUUUGCCGUGAAUGUUGUCGAGUUCAAAGUGUUUGGAGGUUUCCUCCUCUGA